AUGGGUACUAGGCAGUUAGCAACUAGCACUACUUAUCCUAAGAGGCACGAGUUAAUUGAUCAGCCCGAGAGGACUGCUAUUGAAACACUUCCUUCAAUUAUGUGCAAGGGAAUAUCACAAGAGCAGGAUGAACCAUUGGAAGAUAUGUGCAAGCAUAUUGGAUGUCAGAUGCUGGUGCAGCAGAUGGAGUGGCCGGUUGCAAGGGAUAUAGCACAAGUGAAGAACUGUGCUAAACUACCGGUCGCAGGUCGGGUAUUCUUGCAAGAGCUUAAGGGUAAGAUCCUAGUGGUAUGGAACUUCAGAGCAGUUGAAUUGCACAGGAUUGUCAAGAAAGAGCAAAAUAGAUGGAUUGCACAAGAGCUGAGUCUGGGGGAAAGGGAACUACUCAAUUGCAAGAAUUGUAGCAUAGUUAGUAAUAAGACAUCAUGUGCUGCAGAAUCAAUGGCAUUUGGGAAAAAUAAUGCACCAGCAGAGAUAGGUGGACAUGGAUAG
Messenger RNA from Suillus subaureus, 492 nucleotides. RefSeq lists its product as uncharacterized. Bases 1 to 492 code for a protein of 163 amino acids. Lineage: Eukaryota; Fungi; Basidiomycota; Agaricomycetes; Boletales; Suillaceae. The record is from RefSeq and is a predicted model, not a curated record. The transcript has 7 exons.